Messenger RNA from Hemiscyllium ocellatum (epaulette shark), 1330 nucleotides. It is a transcript of the gene rfc3, whose product is annotated as replication factor C (activator 1) 3. Gene Ontology annotation, biological process: DNA-templated DNA replication; DNA repair. Gene Ontology annotation, molecular function: ATP hydrolysis activity; DNA binding; DNA clamp loader activity. NCBI's taxonomy places the organism in Eukaryota, Metazoa, Chordata, Chondrichthyes, Orectolobiformes, Hemiscylliidae. Gene Ontology annotation, cellular component: DNA replication factor C complex; nucleus. The transcript has 9 exons. The record is from RefSeq and is a predicted model, not a curated record. Bases 78 to 1148 code for a protein of 356 amino acids.
CUGUUUGAGGAGAAGCGCGCGCGCGCGCGCGCGUUGGCGGUUUGUGAGCGCGGGAAGCAGGUUACCGAGUACCGACAAUGAGUCUGUGGGUGGACAAAUACCGGCCAACGGCUCUCAGCAAACUGGACUACCAUAAGGAGCAGGCCAGUCAGCUUCGUAACCUGGUUCAAUGUGGUGACUUCCCUCACUUGCUGGUAUAUGGACCUUCAGGAUCAGGGAAGAAGACUAGGAUAAUGUGUUUACUUCGGGAGCUUUAUGGUGCAGGAAUAGAGAAGCUAAGGAUUGAGCACCAAACAAUUACAACACCAUCCAAAAAGAAGCUGGAAAUAAGCACAAUAGCAAGCAACUAUCAUCUUGAAGUUAAUGCAAGUGAUGCAGGGACCAGUGACCGUGUAGUUAUUCAAGAACUGAUUAAAACAAUAGCACAAUCUCAACAGCUUGAGACAAGUACUCAAAGAGACUUCAAAGUUGUAUUGCUGACAGAAGUUGAUAGAUUAACAAAAGAUGCCCAGCAUGCCUUGAGGAGGACAAUGGAAAAGUACAUGUCGACCUGCAGAUUAAUUCUUUGUUGUAACUCAACAUCGAAAGUCAUUGCACCUAUUCGUAGCCGAUGUCUUGCAGUGCGAGUCUCUGCGCCCAGCAUUGAGGAAAUUUGUCAUGUGUUGAGUGGAGUUUGUAAGAAGGAAGGUCUUGUUCUUCCUCAAGACCUGGGUAAGAAAAUUGCAGAAAAAUCCAAUCGCAACCUGAGAAAAGCAUUGCUUAUGUGCGAGGCCUGCAGGGUUCAACAAUAUCCAUUUAUAGCAGAUCAGGAUAUUCCUGAGACAGAUUGGGAAAUAUAUCUCCAAGAAACUGCUAAUGUUAUUGUCAGCCAGCAAACACCACAAAGACUGCUUGAAGUGCGUGGACGGUUAUACGAGCUCCUGACCCACUGCAUACCACCUGAAAUUAUAAUGAAGGGUCUCUUGACAGAGUUAUUAAACAAUUGUGACGGUUUGCUUAAGGGGGAGGUUGCACAGAUGGCUGCAUUUUAUGAACAUCGUCUACAGCUUGGCAGCAAGGCCAUCUAUCACCUGGAAGCAUUUGUGGCCAAGUUUAUGGCUAUUUACAAGCAAUUUAUGGAAGAUGGUCUGGAAGCUAUGAUGUUCUAAUGUUAUGUCUGUUUAUAAAGAUGUUCUGAUUUCAUUUUGGGAAAGUUGUGGUUCUAACAAUCAUAAAAACUUUUGCUUAAAACCUUCAAUAUUAUAGGUAACUGAAUCAUUCUUGACUCCUACUUUGUCCUAUUAUAUCAAAUCUGAAACCUGUAAAUAAAUCUGUCUAAGUCUACAAUAAA